AUGGCUAUCUCCUGCAGUAAUCACAAUUCCUUCCAUAGCAAAGCUGCCGUUUGGCAGCACCUCAUUAAUAAUCAAUCGCCCGUUUCCGCCAUUGAUUUAGCAGUAGGAGGCCGCCCCGCUCCCUCCUCGUUCUCCCUCCCCUCAUGCUCCUCCCCGCCCGCCCUCGCCGCGCGCCGUAGCAGCCCGACCCGACGCGAGCGGCGGUCGUGGGGGGUUAGGGUUUUUUUUUUCUCGCGGCGAUGCGGAGGGCGGCGUGGGUCGGUGGCGGGUCCAUCACCUUCCGCCGCCGCGUGAUGGAGGGGCUGGCAGCGGUGCUGCUCCUGUACGCGCUCGUCGUGCUCGCCCUCGAGUCCCCGCUCGUGUCCGCCCCGCUCCCGGGCGGCGCCGCCGCCGUCGCGCGGAAGCUCCACCUCUCCGCUGCGGGCGCCGUGGCGCGCUCCGCCCCCGCGCGCCCCGCCAAGGAGCCCCGCCCCGCGGUCGUCGUCGCCGGCCCGUCGGCGCGCGCGCGGGGACGGGACCGGCUCUCCCGCUUCGCCACCGGGCUCGACCUCCGCCUCCUCGACACCGCCCGCUCCGGCCCGCUCCGCGGCCAGAUAGCCGACGCCGUCGCGGCUGGCGCCCGCGUGUUCGCCGAGCUCGAGGGCCUCGACGGCGCCAACGCCACCGCCCUCGCGGCGCCCUCCGGCGGCGGGGGCGAAGGAGGGGGAGAGCCGCCCCCCGCCAGGUGCCCGCAGUCGAUCGCGCUCUCCGCGGAGGAGCUCCGGGCGCGGGGCCGCGUGGUGGAGCUCCCCUGCGGGCUCGCGCUGGGGUCCCACGUCACGGUGGCCGCGACGCCCCGGGCGCCGCACGAGGAGCGGGACCCCGCGAUCGCGGUGAUCAGGGACGGGGAGGCGCCGGCCAUCGUGUCGCAGUUCAUGGUGGAGCUGCAAGGGCUCAGGGCCGUCGACGGCGAGGACCCGCCCCGCGUGCUCCACUUCAACCCGCGCCUCCGCGGGGACUGGAGCGGCAGGCCGGUGAUCGAGCAGAACACGUGCUACCGCAUGAACUGGGGCACCGCGCACCGCUGCGAGGGAUGGAGGUCGCGCCCCGACGAGGAGACUGUGGAUGGGCUGGUGAAGUGUGAGAAGUGGAUUCGGGACGACGAUGAGCACUCUAUAAAAUCAAAGACAGCUUGGUGGCUGAAUCGGCUGAUCGGGCAGAAGAAGGAAGUCAAUCUCGACUGGCCAUUUCCUUUUGUGGAGGGCCAGUUAUUUGUUCUGACUCUCAGCGCUGGGUUGGAGGGUUACCAUGUGAGCGUCGACGGGCGACAUGUGACUUCGUUUCCUUACCGCACUGGGUUUGUGCUUGAGGAUGCCACAGGUUUGUUCCUGAAUGGGGACCUCGAUGUGCAUUCAGUGGUUGCAGGGUCUUUGCCCACUACACACCCAAGCUUUGCACCACAGAACUAUCUGGAGUUUUCUACUGUUUGGCAGGCCCUUCCUCUGCCUGAUGAGCCAGUUGAGAUUUUCAUUGGCAUCCUGUCAUCUGCCAAUCAUUUUGCUGAGCGGAUGGGCGUGAGGAAGACAUGGAUGUCUGCUGUCCGCAAGUCACCAAACAUGGUGGCUCGGUUUUUCGUUGCAUUGCAUGGCAGAAAGGAAGUGAACGUGGAGUUGAAAAAGGAGGCAGAUUUUUUUGGGGACAUUGUUUUUGUGCCGUUUCUGGACAACUAUGAUCUUGUUGUUAUGAAGACUCUUGCAAUAUGCGAGUAUGGGGUGAAUGUUGUCUCUGCUAAAUAUGUAAUGAAGUGCGAUGAUGAUACUUUUGUGAGACUUGAUUCAGUAAUCACUGAAAUAAAGAAGGUACCAAGUGGCAGAAGUCUCUACAUGGGGAGCAUUAAUAUCCAACACAGGCCAUUACGCCAUGGGAAAUGGGCCGUGACUUAUGAGGAGUGGCCAGAAGAGGUGUAUCCAGCAUAUGCAAAUGGCCCUGGGUAUAUUUUAUCAUCCGAUAUUGCAGAUUUUAUCAUGUCAGAAUUCACAAAGCAAGGAUUGACGCUAUUUAAAAUGGAAGAUGUGAGCAUGGGUUUGUGGGUUGAGCAGUUCAACAGGACAAGACCUGUUGAAUACAUUCACAGUUCCAAAUUUUGUCCAUAUGGAUGCACUGAUGACUACUAUACUGCGCAUUACCAAUCACCAAGGCUGAUGUUAUGCAUGUGGCAAAAGUUAUUGGAAGGAAGACCAGGAUGUUGCAAUGUGAGAUAACUGUUAUGACAUAGUUCCAGAAAAAGAUAACAAUAAUGAAACGAGUAGCAUCUGACCCUCAUCCAUAGCGGUCUCAUCAUGUAAUCAACAGAAGUAGAAGGUUAAACUAAUGUUCUUUGUCACCUGCGAUUAAUUCAUACAUCUUGAUGGUAAUUUAUCCUCCUAGAGUCUGCAAUGCUCAAAAGCUGACCCUACUUAGUUACAAUAGUGGAUUAGGAAGCCUACUAGUAAUCCUGUACUCUUUCGCCCCCAACCAUAUAGGUAGAAGUUUGCAUGUUCUCUAGAGAUUCCCAACCAAGGACGUCAUUUGUAAAUAUGAAGAGUUGAAAGAGUUCAGUUAAGUUGUUUCUUUUUGGCAGUAGGGAUUUAAGACCUGAGAGUAGUUGCAGCUAAACUUAUCAGGUAAUAGAGCAAUCCUUAAUAUUUCAGCCAAUUUUUAACACAGCUUUUUUCCCAGUUAUGACUUUGUUUUAUUAGUGUAUUUAUUUCUUAACGCUGUUUUCUUAAGAAGCAUAUUUAACACAUGCAUUUGAUGCCGAGUAUCUUAACCUUUUGAAAACAACACAUUUGGACUGCUAUGUCUCACUCAAUGGAUCCCAAGUACAAGCAUCACACAUGUGCAAACCAAGCCACCAGGGCAGCAUUAUUUUUUUUUAUUUGGAACCUAGUACUCGAGCCGUGCUCCUUUUGAAUUUCUAUAUAUCUUAUGAUGAGAUCAGCACGAAACUUUUAUUUUGCUUGGUGGAGCAUGUCAUAGAAGUAUAGAACUUACGAGCACCAGUAAACAAAUAAAUAAUGUGCAGGAGUUACUAUUUUAACAAAUUUAAACCUCAGUUUCUGAAUCUGAAAACAAUGACAAACAACACACUUGGAUUCACCUGUAAACAAAACAUGGUUUGCAUUACCAUGAGGGAAAGCAAUGUAGAAGAAAUAGAGAACUGAGGGUAAGAGUUCUUUUUUCUAAUCGCUCAGCAUGCCAUUUUGAUGAGCCUGGUCAAGUAGUUGUCUGUCAAUCUACAAGUUGCUAAUUUUGAGUAUGGUUGGCUGUAUUUGCAGAUGUUGUAUAAUGAGCCAUCAUAGUGAUUUGGGCCAAUUUUGUAAUUUUGUCAUGAAACUUAUCAUGUAACUGUGAAAUGCCUUUUUUUUGCCUUUUGCGAAAUAACUUGGUCAUGACUUAUGAGUUGAA
Messenger RNA from Setaria italica (foxtail millet), 3426 nucleotides. Its product is annotated as hydroxyproline O-galactosyltransferase GALT6. Gene Ontology annotation, cellular component: Golgi membrane. The transcript is spliced from 7 exons. The coding region runs from base 240 to 2240 and encodes 666 amino acids. The record is from RefSeq and is a predicted model, not a curated record. Gene Ontology annotation, molecular function: galactosyltransferase activity; carbohydrate binding. Lineage: Eukaryota; Viridiplantae; Streptophyta; Magnoliopsida; Poales; Poaceae.